Molecule: messenger RNA, 1710 nt
Organism: Rhinocladiella mackenziei CBS 650.93
Lineage: Eukaryota; Fungi; Ascomycota; Eurotiomycetes; Chaetothyriales; Herpotrichiellaceae
Exons: 3
Coding region: 1-1710 (569 amino acids)
Biological process (GO): sphingosine biosynthetic process
Cellular component (GO): membrane; cytoplasm; intracellular membrane-bounded organelle
Source: RefSeq, a predicted model, not a curated record
AUGACUGUCCAGAGACCCAGUGACAUCGAUCCCUUCUCCGACUAUGCUGCAAUUCAAGAUGAACGCGAAUCCAUGAUCGAGUCUACCCUGAGCGUUGGUCGCAAUGCCACUCUUACUCUUGGGACCGAUGCGAUCAUCGUCCUGGACGAAGGGCUCCGCAAAGACACGGGAUUCUCAUGUUUUGGAUUGCUACCUCAAAGAACGACCAACACUCGCUCCGUCCCAUACUUCAAUGUGCUCUGGGCGGAAAUUGUCAAGGAUGACCUCACCAUCCGAUACGCCAAACCGACCUCCAAAUCUGCAAACUCUCCCGUACAUGUCGCAUAUAUCAACUACACUCUAGAAGACUCGACGUCGGCAUUAGAAAAGGCGUCGAAAUGGGUGGGACAUCUGCUCGACCGCGCGUACGGUCAAUCCCAGCGCAACAAGAGAAUAAAACUAUUGAUAAACCCGUUCGGAGGAGCAGGAAAGGCGGCCAAACUGUACACCAAAGACGUCGAACCCAUUUUCGCCGCGGCCAGAUGUGAGGUAGACGUCGAGCGGACAACGCACCCGGGCCACGCUGUGGAAAUCGCGGAAAAGCUGGAUAUAAAUACGUUUGAUGUCCUUGCGAGCGCGUCCGGUGAUGGCCUCCCUCACGAAUGCAUAAACGGUCUGGCCAGGAAACCCAAUGCGGCGGAAGCUCUCAGAAAAGUUGCUGUCGUCCAACUCCCCUGCGGUACGGGCAAUGCCAUGUCAUGGAACUUGACCGGGACAGGAGAAUGCAGCACUGCAGCAUUAUGCAUCGUGAAAGGUGUGCGGACGCCUCUCGAUCUCGUCAGUGUUACGCAGGGAGACAAGAGGACGCUCUCGUUCCUCUCGCAGUCACUUGGCAUAGUAGCAGAGAGCGACCUGGGGACUGAAAACAUGCGGUGGAUGGGUGAUGCUAGAUUCACCUUUGGUUUUCUCGUCCGAUUGAUCGGGAAGACACUGUAUCCCUGUGACAUCGCUGUGAAGAUGGAGAUCGAGGACAAGCAGGAAAUCAAGCGUCACUAUGCCCGACAAAUGGCCAGACGAGAAAGUCAAAGCCUGAUUUCACCCUCUGAGCUGGAUGGACCAUUGGACGCUUCAACCGGCCUCGGACUACCGCCAUUGCUAUAUGGAACGGUCAAAGAUCCACUGCCCACAGAUGCCGGGUGGUCACCGCUGGUCUCAUACCCCAACCUGGGCAACUUUUACUGCGGUAACAUGACCAUGAUGGCGGCAGACGCACCGUUUUUCCCGGCAUCCCUUCCCUCCGAUGGCCUCCUGGACCUAGUCACCAUCGACGGCGACAUCGGACGUAUGAAAGCGGUGAACCUCCUCUUGUCCGUACCGAAAGGCACCUUCUUCGACCAAGAGUGUGUGCGAGUGCGCAAGGUCAAGGCCAUCCGCGUGAUUCCCCGCUUCGGCAGGCUGGCUGAUAUGGCCGACAACGAGCAGCGGCAGAAUAAAUUGGGCAGGAUGCUCGACCGCAUGGGCGUGGCGGCCAACGGCCGCAAUGCCUCUCGGGACAGCGGAUACUUCAGUGUCGAUGGUGAGAAGUUGCCCUUUGAGCCGUUCCAGAUCGAAGUACAUCGGGGAUUGGGUACAGUGCUGAGUAAGCGUGCUGGUGUUUAUGAGGCGAUCGGGCCCAAAGGUUGGGAAGAUAUUGACGUUGGCGCCGAAGACGGGGAGAUAUCCGUGUCAUGA